AUGAAUUUUCCAAAAGCUUCAUUUUUUGAUGAUACCAAAUCAAAUUUAUGGAUUAAAGAAGUAAUUUAAGCAUCAGAUCCAAUAAUUAGUGGAAUGUUGAUAAAAAAUUCGAAAUUAGGAAUUUAAAAAGAAGCCAACUACUUUAUCCAGGAUGGAAAAUUAGCUUGUUCAAAAAAAUAUAUAGAUCUAUAAAAUGUUACUCUAGAGAAGAUUAAAAACACAGGAUUCAAAUUGACAAAGAAUCGAAAAUCAGUUGAGUUUUAUACUCAUAAUGAAUAAGCCUUAGGAAUGUGGUAUGAUUACCUCAAAUCAUUUUGUGUUUAGAAAGGGUUCAACAAUGUCUAUUCUAUAAAUAAAUUGAUUGGAAAGGGGAAUUUUGCAAAGGUAAAGCAUUAUCAAAUAAGCAUAGGUGUACAGUGCAUCCAAAAAAAGUGAUCACUCUAUGUAUGCUGUAAAGGCUUUCGACAAGUUGAAAUUUUAAGAUAUUCAAGUUGAUAAGGUAGAAAAUAAAUAUAAAUAAAUAGCCGGCUCUCAUAAAGGAAUUAUCUAUAAUGAGAAAAAUGGAUUUUGUUGGUGUAAUAAAAUUAUAUGAAGUUUUUGAGAAUGACAAUUAUAUAUUUUUGGUUUGUGAGUUGCUAGAAGGUGGAGAGUUGUUUAAUCAAAUGAAAGGUAAAGUUUAUGAUGAGAAAACUGUUGCUCAUAUAAUGUUUAGAAUAUUAUAAUCAAUUGACUAUAUUCAUUCUGUAGGGGUUCUACAUAGAGAUAUUAAGGUAAUGAAAAAUGAUAAUGAUUUAGCCAGAAAACUUGAUUCUAAGAUCGAAAAAGGAUAUAUCUGAUUUAGUAAUUGCAGAUUUUGGUCUAGCUGAUUUUUACAAUAUAGAUGGUGAUUACAUGUUUAAACGUUGUGGAACUCCUGGAUAUGUUGCUCCUGAAUUACUUCAAGAUAAAAUAUACGAUUACAAGAUAGAUAUUUUUAGUGCAGGGGUGCUUAUGUUCAUCAUGUUGACUGGUCAUUCUCCUUUCAAAGCUAAGUCAUAUGAUGAGAUUGUGAUGAAAAACUAUCAUUGUUAGAUAGAAUUCAAUUUAAUAAAUAAUUAACCACUAAGUGAAGAAGCUGUCCAUCUAUUAAAAUCAUUACUCGAAAAGAAUCCAGAAUUAAGAAUCAGUUCUGAAUUAGCUCUCCAACAUCCAUGGUUUUAAAAAUAAGCCGAUCAUAAAUUAAUUUUGUAAAUUUAGUUAAUAUUUAAAAGGGCUGAUUCUUACCCAAGACACAAAAAAAAUUCUUAAUUAUAUGCCAAAACACCUUUGAUGGGAUAGGAGCUUAAUUAGUCUAUAACUUCCCCGUUAAGUGUUACACCAUAAAUGAGGAGCAAAUCUAAUACAGCAGAUAUACAAAGGGAAGAAUAAAAUUAAUCUGCUUCAAGAUAGUAGAGUUAAUCAUUAAAAGUUUAAAAAUAAGAAUGCAUCUUAGAAGAAAAUGAUUACAAUGUAAAUGAAGAGGAUGAUAUACCUCAUAGCAAUCAAAUUAAAAUGUAUUAAAUCUAGCCAAAAUUGAAAAAGAGUAUUUAAUUAAUUAGAUUUAAUAGAUUAAGAGGAAUUAUAAUAAAAAAACAUUAAAGGGUCACUCUAAUUUAAAGUUUGA
Messenger RNA from Paramecium pentaurelia, 1642 nucleotides. NCBI's taxonomy places the organism in Eukaryota, Ciliophora, Oligohymenophorea, Peniculida, Parameciidae. The record is from the annotation of a GenBank genome assembly.